UAUCCUUGGAAUUCAGCAGCUUCUGUUUCUUGAGCAAAGUUGAUCAGUCGCGCGUCGCAUUGAGCGCUUGAGCUUGAGCGUCUGAGCUCCAACGAGGAUGGCCUCGAAGGAUCGUGUCUUCAUUGCGACCAUAGGCGAUGAGGACACCAUCACGGGCGUGCUAUUGGCCGGUACGGGUCAUAUCAAUGACAAGGGCAAGAAGAACUUUCUGAUCGUAGACUCGAAGACGACGAGCUCGACGAUAGAGUCCGCCUUUGAAGAGUACACCUCACGAGAGGAUAUCGCUAUCCUGCUCAUCAACCAGCAUAUCGCCGAGCAGAUAAGGCCGCUCGUCGACGGUCACACUGCCGCAUUUCCAGCAGUGCUCGAGAUACCCAGCAAAACGCAUGCAUUUGGUGAGCCUGCUGCUCCUUCUGGUCGAUCAUCCAUUCAUGGUGGCCCCGCAGAUCCAUCGAAGGACAGUGUGCUGAAGCGGGUACGGAAGAUAUUCGGAGACUAGAAACCACGAUCCAUGUUGUACAAAUGCGCAGAACGAUUGCAAAAAGUCUGCAGU
Molecule: messenger RNA, 553 nt
Organism: Mixia osmundae IAM 14324
Lineage: Eukaryota; Fungi; Basidiomycota; Mixiomycetes; Mixiales; Mixiaceae
Exons: 4
Coding region: 98-499 (133 amino acids)
Biological process (GO): proton transmembrane transport
Cellular component (GO): fungal-type vacuole membrane; proton-transporting V-type ATPase, V1 domain
Molecular function (GO): proton-transporting ATPase activity, rotational mechanism
Source: RefSeq, a predicted model, not a curated record